Molecule: messenger RNA, 3132 nt
Organism: Amoebophrya sp. A120
Lineage: Eukaryota; Dinophyceae; Syndiniales; Amoebophryaceae
Source: the annotation of a GenBank genome assembly
CCAGUUCUUCAAGACUUCCUUAUCAACUUGAUGUGGUACCAUAAAAAAAUAAGCGUCAUCACAACCGCCCAGCAACAGAAGUAACGAAAAUGGAAACGGUGGCUUACUGCUCCAGAGGCAGUCUUAGUGAGUUCGCGCGCAUCUCCGGAAGGGUGUCGCAGAUGACGGCUCCAAUCUUUUCAUGGGCUCCGGACUCUCUUUCCCUGUGUCAUGGUGCCGGGUGGCUCCGAGUUUUCUUUGCACGCAGUGUCUUCGGAAAGGAUCCCGCGCCGAAGUUAUUAUUUCCGUUUGAGACACACAGCUUGCGCGGGCGUUGUGGCCACCGCCGCGAGGUCUACUCUUGUGCUUUGGAAGGUUCCUUCCUGGAUAGUUGUUUGGUAUGCAGGUCUUUGACCUGGGGGCGCGUUCAUCCCCGUGGGCUCUUGAUCUGAGUACUUCUUGUUGCUCGAUGACUUUCCAGCAUUUCCCCGGCCGCAUCCCGGCCGAGUUGUCAGGGUUGAGACCUCUUUCAUCAGUGUGCGAGUGGUCAAGCGCACUACGUAUCCGAAGUGAAGCCGGAGCUUCCGGGGAGUUAUUUCCUAUAUUAAACGUUCUUACGCUGAUUCUUGGGCAGCGCUUCUGCCACUAGCUGCUCUUGUGGUUUCGGUAGUUGACAAGGAUUUUGCUAAGGGCCAGGGCGAAGGCGCUUUGUUUCGCCCUUUUGGAGCCUUGUUGGGAUGCUGUGUGACAGUCUUUGGCAUCUCAGUCGGUGUCGUCGCACGCACUCUUGCGUGUGGGGCGGCUGUUCGGUACCCAAAUUCAUCUCCAGCUGGUGCCGUAGGGUUCUUUGGGUCGCGUCGAUGCGUUGCGUCUCCGCCGGUGGGGUAGGCUCUCCACAUGCUUGGUCGCGGGCGCCUGCACCUCCUGACUCCCGGAGCGCACAUCCAACGAUGAUCAUCCAUAGGAUGAUCUAUCCGUCGGAGAAGAUGUUGACUAGAUCAUAAAAUAAGCGUCAUCACAACCGCCCAGCAACAGAAGUAACGAAAAUGGCAACGUCAUCCCCGACCCGCUUGCUGUCCAGCCCCAUCAUUUGGCAAUACUCGCGGAAAGCAGAUCGCUGCGGAUCCCCUUCUGUUGUAGCGUCUUCCACCGUCACCAGCCCCCGGUCGAUCAUCUUUUGUGUGUUGUCCUGGAUAGUUGCGGUCUGUGCGGAGUAGAGGCGGGUGACCAAAAAAAUUCUCUUUUCCAAAGCCUUCACGUUUUUCCCGAGAAGGUCGCAAAGAACGAGGCUGCAGGCGUCUUGCAUCGAGUGGCUGGCGGCAUGUAGACUACAAAACCGGGCGACGCAGACGACCUGCGGAUUCAAAUCGUGCACCCACUGGCAGAAGAGGUGCAGGGCGCUCACGUUCGACUUCGCCGCGUCCACCACGAUACUCACUUCCAACACACCGGUCGCGCCGGUGGCCGCCUCCUUGAGCCCCGGGACGGAGGCUAACAAAUCGAAAACCAUAUCUGUCUCCGUUUGGUCGUCGUAGUGUUGCUUCUGAAUCAGCCGCACCUCCGACGGCGUAUUAAAGGUGAUCCAAGUUGCGCUGUCGGCUUUUUCUGGUUCAACAUCCGAAAGCAGCCAGCUGACGUCACAGAUGGUUAAAAACGCCUUGGCACUGCGGUCGAUCGUCUGCCCGUAGCUCUGUUGUACCCGAUGCCCGACCGGUGUUGCGUCCGCUUCGAUACGAAUUAGCUUGUGGGUGGGCGUAAAUGACUUGCACAGCUUAACCAUGGCCGCCUUGUAGAACUGCAUGAUGAGGAAGACGAUCUUCGAAUAAGCCCGAGCGUGCCACUUCGAGAUGAAGAUGAAAAUGCGUAGGCGCGACGGCAUUUGUGUUGCAGGAUGUGAUUGAGAACGUACAUCAAUCACGCUGUCCUCGCAACACAAAUGCUGGCGCGACUACAAUUUCCAUCAACAUACUAUCCGGCGCGGGCUGGUGCUUGAAGAAGCCGUCGACGGAGUUGCUCCGGUUCUCCUCCUCUCCACUCUUCUGGCCCACACAUGCAACUUUCGUGUCGAGGUCCGGGACAUCAAACUGCCUAGCCGGCAGGGUGCGACCUUCCUUUGGAGCUGAAUCCGAAUGCCCCCCGCGUGGUGGCGUCGCCCAAUCUGCUGCGCUGAGUUUCUCCCCGGCCUUCAGCCGGGCCAUGAAGCCCUUCGGUGCCAUCGCUAAUCGUUUCAGCUUUCUAAGUCCUGCAAGUUCUCGUAGCGAUAGGGAAAACACUGCGAAGUAACCAAAUUCCGAUGCUGUGGUAAAUCUUGAUCAAAUCUUCUAACGUUUCCAAUAUCGGUCGCUGUGAAAAAACAUGUCCACCGUCGGUUUCGGCGAAUGCUAUGCAAAAUUGAGACCAAACCUAUUCUAUCUGAGAAAACCAUGUGAACCGCCUGGAACGCUGCUGCUUGUAUGGAACAAUGGAGGAUCCCGACCAUCUUUUUUGAAUUCAUUUUUUUUGAAAAUGGGUGCAAUUUGUUUUCGAUUUGUUCGUUAGGGGUACUUUCGCGCUAAAAAAUAAGCGUCAUCUUCACAACCGCCCAGCAACAGAAGUAACGAAAAUGGCAACGGAAGCCAUAGUUCGAGGCCUGCUUUUUGCAACUGCUUCAUCAUGUGGAGGUGGACAGGAGUUCUUGUAGUUCGUUGCUUUGUCGCGCGGUAGAUUUUUGGCGACAGAAGUUUCUAUGAUUCUCUGGCAAAUUUUCCCGGCGGAACCUAGUAGGAGCGAAACCAAUUUCUGUGUCAGUGUGGACUUUGAGAAAGUAGAAGUACUUCUUUCCAUCCACGUUUCCCUCUUGGAAAAGAGCGGCUCAAGCUGUCUAGUUUAUCUAUCAGGACCUGGCCUUCUUAUUGUGUCGAAAAUCGCUCCUGCGCACUACAUGUGAUUAUUUUUUCUUGGCGGGCCUUAAUUCGCUACCUGUACAAGGAAUUUUUUACCGCCACAGGAGAAAUUGAAAUUCAACGACUCACUUGACUAUACGUUAUGUUUCGCCAAAAUUAUGUUUCAAACAAUCACACACAUAGAUGGUAAUAUACUCAGUUCUUCAAGAUCAAGACUUCCUGCUUAUCAAAUUGAUGCGGUACAACUACCAACACCAUGAUAAAGUGUCAU